CAUCAUGGCCUGUUUGGACGAAUCACAGCUGAGAAACCUCAAGGCCCAGUACGAGGCCCAGAAUGCCAAGGGCACUGCCUCCCAAAUCCAGGAGCUGGUGGAUUGCGUUACCACCCUCAAGAUAAAGGUUGGCUUCUUGGGGGGGCGCGGAGCAGGGGUGAGCACGCUGGUCCAGGCUCUGUUGGAUAAACCUCGCCGGGUGAACGAUCCCUGGGCUUACUUCCGGGAGACUCCAGAGCCCACCAAACAGCUGGAGGCGCACGUCCAUCCGACCUACCCCAACCUCACCCUGUGCGACCUCCCCGGCUUCGAAGCGUCCGAGAAGCCGGCCGCGUAUCUCAAGCGCUUGGGCGACCUGAGCAAGUACAGCUGCUUCGUGGUGGUGGUGAGCGGAAGCUUGGGAGACACCCACCUGCAGGUCAUGAAGGCCGUCAAGCAGAAGGGGAAGACCUGCCUCCUGGCGCGCACCAAAGUGGACUUGGAUCUGCACACGGCCAAGAGGCGGCUCCGCUUCAAGUACAACCCCGGCGAGCGACUGGGCCUGAUCCGGAAGGAGCUGACGGAGACGUUGGCCAACCACCGGAUGGACACCAAGAAGGUCUUCCUGGUGUCGGGGCUAGAGGCGGAGAAAUACGAGUUCAGAUACUUUGAGGACGGCUUGGAAGGGGAGGUGCUCAGCUUGAAGAGGAGCCAUGGCGGGGACCUGGAAGACGUGACCGCCGUGAGCCCAAAGAAGAUCGAAGAGCUGUACAACAUCUGCCAGAGCGGCAGCUUGGCAGAAGUCCCGGGUGUGAUCUCCUCGGCCCUGGAAGAGCCCUCGCAGAUCCGUCUGGACGUCGCCGUGAUCGGAGAAGCCGGUUGCGGGAAGUCCUCGCUGGUCAACGCCCUGAGAGGCGUGGCCGCUGGAGAGUCGGGUGCGGCCCCCACUGGGGUGACCGGGACGACGAGGAAAGCCACCGUCUACCCGCUUCCGCUCGUCCCCUACCUGUACCUCUGGGACCUGCCGGGAGUCGGAGUGACGGAGGAGGACGUGAGGCACCUGGACCUCAGCCGCUACGACUUCUUUCUCCUGGUGGCCUCCGAGCGCUAUAAGCACGCCCACAGCUGCUUGGCCAGGGCCAUCGCCGCAGCCGGGAAGGAGGCUUUCUUCGUACGAAGCAAGAUAGACGUGGACCUGGAGACCCGGCCCGGGAGCCAGCCCAUCCCUAAAGAAGAGCUGCAGGAACAGGUGCGGGAGAGCUGCGCGGAGGCCCUGAAGAAGGACGGCGUCCUCUCCCCACAGGUCUUCCUGGUCUCCAGCCUCGCCCAGGAGGCCUACGAUCUCCCCCUCCUCCAGGAAGCCCUGAGCCGUAGCGCUCCCGACCUGAAGAGGAAAGCUCUGCGGAGAGCCAUCCCGACCGUCCUCUCCCGGCUGGUGAGGCGGAAGUCCAAAGUGCUGAUGAAGGACGUGUGGGUGAAGGCCCUGGAGGUCUGCCUCUGCUGCGUGGAGAAGCCGGACCAGGACGUGACCAAGAACCUCAUGACCAACAUCGCCAGCUUCUGCAUAGACCUUGGCCUGGACCAGGAGUCCUUGGCGCUCACCGCACAGGUCACCGGCAAAGCACUCAGGCUGCUUCAGGAUCAGAUCCGAAGCCCCUUCGCUAAGCCGCUGGACUCCGAAUACGUGCUGAGUCUCAUCGUCAAGCCGGUCUCGCUGUUCACGUGGGCUUGGGACUACGUGCCGUUCCACGGCCGGGGGACCAACCCGGAACCCGAGAUCUCCUUCGAGUCCACUUAUGGGAUGUUGAAGCAAGUCGUGGUGGAACUGUCGGAGGAUGCGGAGCGGGUGCUUCACGCAGCGCUUGUGGAAGGAUAGAGCUGGGCGGGGAAUUUGGGGGGGGGGAGGUUCAGUAAUAGCAGCAACAGACCCGCCUGCCCCUCUGCCUUAAGGACAGCUGUUGUUUGGAAACUGGGGUGGAUGAGUCAAGAUCAGUGGGUCUGAGUACAAUGCCGUACGAUGGGUUGAAUCACUCAGAUCCGAUCCGCUAGCGGGAGUGGUUUUCCGCUGGUGGAAGGCAACAUCCCGAAGCAAGAUGCUCGGAAGGGUCUCUGCCUUCGGGGGAAAGUCGCUUCCGCUGGAGGAAAGCUCCUCGACUAGUGAAACAGAUCCAGGGGAUCCAACCUGUUGGUACGAAAAUGGGAUUUUGAGGGCCAAGCAAACUUGUUUUAUACGCCAGGGGGACUU
Molecule: messenger RNA, 2224 nt
Organism: Gekko japonicus
Lineage: Eukaryota; Metazoa; Chordata; Lepidosauria; Squamata; Gekkonidae
Product: interferon-inducible GTPase 5-like
Exons: 2
Coding region: 5-1855 (616 amino acids)
Cellular component (GO): membrane
Molecular function (GO): GTP binding
Source: RefSeq, a predicted model, not a curated record